Messenger RNA from Alnus glutinosa, 1513 nucleotides. RefSeq names its product root phototropism protein 3. The record is from RefSeq and is a predicted model, not a curated record. Bases 67 to 1389 code for a protein of 440 amino acids. Lineage: Eukaryota; Viridiplantae; Streptophyta; Magnoliopsida; Fagales; Betulaceae. The transcript is spliced from 2 exons.
UACUGAUCUCAUAUUUACUUGUACCGUACUACUCCUACCCUGUAUUUCCCAUGUCAUAUAUCUGGCAUGAACUCACUCCCUCCAACUUGUUCACCAAAAAUGAAGAGGCAAUCCUUUCCGGAAUCCGUCACUUUCCCGGGAAAAGCAUCCCACUUCGCGGCCGAGGUCUGGUUCGACGACGCAUGUAUCCUCGAUAUGGACUACUUCGUCAAAACCCUCUCCGGCAUUAAGGCCAAGGGUGUACGACACGACCUAAUCGGUUCCAUAAUCACCCACUACGCCUCCAAAUGGCUGCCAGACCUAUCCGGUGGCGGGGACGCGGACGCGGCAGAGAAGAGCCUAACAAACUUUGAAGAAUCGCCCGAAAGCGUCACGGCUUCGUGGAUGAAGAAGCGGUUCUUUGUGGAAACCAUCGUGGGAGUUCUCCCCCCCGAAAGGGAUUCCAUCCCUUGCAACUUCCUCCUCCGCCUCCUCCGGACCGCCAACAUGGUCGGCGUCGAGCCCACCUACCGAGCCGAGCUCGAGAAACGUAUAUCAUGGCUGCUCGACCAGGCUUCACUGAAAGAACUGAUGAUACCGUCGUUUAGCCACACUUGUGGGACUUUGCUAGAUUUUGAGCUCGUUAUCAGGCUGGUGAAGAGGUUUGUGAAUUUGGAUGAGGCUGCCAAAUCUGGAGCUGCUGCAUUGAUUAAGGUCGCAAAGCUUGUGGACUGUUAUCUUGCCGAGGCAGCCGUCGAUUCCAAUCUGAGCUUGUCCGAUUUUGUGGCGCUUGCCGGAGCUCUCCCUGGCCAUGCCCGCGCCACCGAUGACGGCUUAUACCGAGCCAUUGAUACUUAUCUCAAAGCACAUCCUCGCGCAUCAAAGCAAGAAAGAAAGAGUCUCUGCCUACUAAUUGACAGCCGAAAACUCUCACCAGAGGCAUCUCUUCAUGCAGCCCAAAACGAACGCUUGCCCGUCCGAGUUGUCAUCCAAGUGCUCUUCUCGGAGCAAAACAAGCUCACUCGCCAUAUUGAUUCGAGUGGCUCCUUCAGUGGCAACCGGAGCCCGAGCCUUGCGCUUGAACCGUCUGUCCGGUGCCACUCUAGGCGUGAAAUGACAGCUCAGCAAAUGGAGAUAAGAAGGUUGAAGGAAGACGUAAUUAAGCUUCAAAGCCAGUGCAAUUCCAUGCAAGUGCAAAUGGAGAGGCUUUUGGAGAAGAAGAAGGGGUUUUUCAAGUGGAAGAAGUUUGGAAUGUUGCCUUCAUUCAAGGGUGUUAAUGUGGUUCAGAAAGUUGAAGAGGUUGAAGAAGAAGAGGUGGAGUCUGGGCGGGAAACGCCUCAUGACAUUAAAACCAAGCUGAUGAUCCGAAGUGCUAAGCCUCCCCCAAAGUGGAGGAAAUCCAUGUCUUGAAGGUGAAGAUCAAAGGCUGGGGAAUUAGUAAGCAAGUUUAUGUUGUUAUUAUGCAUUAUUUUAUGACUUUCUGAAAUAAUUGUAAGGCUUAAAUAAGAUCUAUAUAUAUUUCCUUCUGUUGCAA